AUGAAUGAUAAAACAGAUAGUAGUAACUCUAGAAUGUCGACGACUAGAGUUGUAGAUCUUCGUCAUCGUCGUCGUCGUUGUCGUUUGUGUCAUAUUCAUGGAGAGACGGAUUUUAACAAAUAUGGAAUAUUACAAGGACAUUUAAAUGUUCCAUUGAAUAACAAAGGGAGGUAUCAAGCUGAACAAGUUGGAAAGAAACUUGAUCAUGAUAUCUCUAGUACUUUGACCAGCAACGUUGAUCUUGUAAUCUCAUCGGAUUUAGACCGUGCCUAUGAUACUGCAGCCAUCAUUGUUGAUAAACUAUCGAUCAAACCAUCCAAACCCAUCGUAACGACACCUCUUCUCAGAGAAAGAUAUCUUGGUAAACUGGAAGGUGUUGAUAUGCGACAAUUGGUCACUUGGGAAGAGCUCCCUGAACAACCAAACAAAAUGUUGGAAUUACAAAAUCUCCUCUCUCAAAAAUCAAAUUUAAUUUCAAUCAUUCAAGAUAAAGAUCAACCCAAACAACAACAACAACAACAAGAAGUAGAAGUAUUACCAACACCACCACCAAUCCAAUUAACUAAUCAAAAUAACAAUAAUAAUAAUGAACAAGCACCAAAACUUUUAAAUUCACAAAUUAGUUAUUAUAAUGCACUCAAGCACCUUCCUCAAAAGGAAUUAAAAAUAGAAUCAAAACAAAAAUUAAUCAAGAGAGCCAAAGAAGCAUUCCAUUUUAUUCUCAAUCAAGUACCUCAAAAAUAUGUAAACAAUAGCACUACUACUAUAUUUGAAUUCAACGAUAUACUCGGCUCUUCAGUGGUACCACCAGGCGAGGCGGCUCCAAUGACACCAUCUCCAUUAUCUUCAUCUACAUCAUCCGAUGAUUCAACGCUUUCAUCUUCAUCUUCAUCUUCAUCUUCAUCUUCAUCUUCAUCUUCAUCUUCAUGGUCGUCAUCAUCAUCAAUCAACAAUGAAAAUCUCAAUCAUCUCAAUCAUUUCAAUGAAUUAAAUAUAAAUAACAACAACAACAACCAGAAUGGUGAAUCAUCUAAAAAUCAUAGUAGUAGUAGUAGUACGACUACUACUAAUGACAAAGAAUUUCAUAUAUUGGUUGUAUCUCAUUCACUGACAUUAAAGACGUUACUCAGUCUUUUGUUGUUAAAGAAACCUUCGUCGACACCUUUUUGCAAUUCAUCCACCAACAAUGAAAGUAUCACACAGUCUGAAGAAUCCUCUCACCAACAUUUCAAGUGGAUUCAAUUGGAACUAAAGAAUGCUUCACUUUUGCGCACUAGUUUCUCUGUGAUUGAAAAGAAAACAAAGGAUCAAAAGAAAAGAGCUCCUCGCGAUGUCUACUUUUAUCCCAUUGUUUCAUUAGAAGUUGCAACCCCAAAGUCUUCUUCUCCUCUUUCCAUGUCACCUAUACAAACUCAUCAUCAUCAUCAUCAUCAACAUCGUCAAGGACAACAAUCAACAACCACCGCCACCAAUCCCUAA
Messenger RNA from Cavenderia fasciculata, 1479 nucleotides. RefSeq lists its product as uncharacterized. Gene Ontology annotation, cellular component: cytosol. Bases 1 to 1479 code for a protein of 492 amino acids. The transcript has 3 exons. NCBI's taxonomy places the organism in Eukaryota, Evosea, Eumycetozoa, Acytosteliales, Cavenderiaceae. Gene Ontology annotation, molecular function: fructose-2,6-bisphosphate 2-phosphatase activity. The record is from RefSeq and is a predicted model, not a curated record. Gene Ontology annotation, biological process: fructose 1,6-bisphosphate metabolic process; negative regulation of programmed cell death; positive regulation of DNA repair.